GGCCGGCCGGUAAGUUGUCAGAGAGCAUUCGAAAUAGAUUGAAUGGAACUGACGCGCGGCUUGUAACGAACUUUUUCGACGUUUGAAAAAACGAAUAUAAAUUGACGUUGUUGAAAUAUGUUGAUUUGAAAAAAAAAAUUGUGUGGAUUCAAAGUGGUAUAACUGUCUAGUGCGAUAAAUUAUUGAACAACUCGAAUUAAUUGGGAUUGUUGUGGUGUUCAGAUAUUUUGGUGCGUAGUGUUCAGUGUAUUUGAAACGAUGAUGUCGUGGUGAAAUGCUCGUGGGGGAGCAGUCACCGGCGCCGCGGGUGGUGGCCGGCUUGCGGAAGCUGCGGCCUGAACUGACUCCAGGACCUGUGCCGACGCCAGCUGAUCCUACCUUUAGAAUAUCAGGCGUUCUACGGCAAUACUAUAAUGACGACACGGAAUCUUGGGCCUGGGUGCGGGCCGCUGUCCACAACGGGUGCCUAUUGGCAUGGCGCGACGGGACCCUACCCCGGCGAUCAGCGGCACAACUGCCGCUGCGACAUCUUCAUUUGCGGGCCUCGGCGGCCCUCCCUAACGCGUUUCAGCUCUCAAGGCUCCGGGACGACGCUUCAGUCGCCACAUUUCAGACUUGCAACGCGGCGGAAUAUACUCGAUGGGUACGCGCUCUUUGUGUCGAAAUACUGCGCCAGACGCCACUACCACAAGUCCGGUUUCUGGACGUCUUACCCGCUGCGGACACAUGUAAAGAACCAAAGAAUGAAACGUCUCAACUGGAGACACCUUCAUGCCCUCCCAGGCCGCCCCCACGAGCGCGACGGAGAUUAUUGACUUCGCCAGAAACUCUGUUGCCGCGAAGAGAUCACUCACCAGCCGCUACGGAUGAGGGCAUCGUCGUAGAAGACGACGACUACGACUCAUCGUCCGAUCGGAGCUUUGACCUCUCCCUCGACGCCUUGAAAACCACUGACGUGGUUGAUGCGCCCGUACGGAAAGCCGAGGUCAUCAAAUGUGACAGUUGCAGCAAGUUGAACACAAGUACACAACAUCACACGCUGCCGCGCGCAGCGAGAUCUAGUGAAUUAGAGCAAGGUCGACAUCGUUACCUAAAGCACUGGGAGGGGACGGCAGGGGGAGCGGAGCGUGGCCGUUUCGUGAUGGAAGCGGCGAGACGCAAGACUUCAUCGCUCGAGAGUCGGGCUAGGUCUUGCUCGCCGAAUGCCCACGUAGCGGUCGCCCAAUAUGUUCCUGUACGAGAACGGAGAGCAUUAUUUGAGUCUUUAUCGCAAAGUGGAGGCAGUUUAGCUCGGAGCACAGAACAAUUGACUAGGGCCAUCACAGCAACACAAACGACACCGCGACGGGCUGCCUCGCUACACGAUUUACAAGCACCACCGACAAGAUCUGUUAGUGAUUUGCGACAGUUCUUUGAAGCUGUGGCUCGUGGCACGAGCGGCUCGUGCUCGAUUGGUUUACAGAGACAUAGCGCUCCGCCUAAUCCAGUGACCCGCGCAUUCUCUUCACUCACCUGUGCCUGAGAACGAUUGAGCAUAAUGAAAAAUCCACUUGCAAAAACUGGCCUCUGUCGGCUACAUAAAAAGCUGCUCUGAAUACGACAUUACAAUUUUUGUAAUGCGCCGCGGCAAGUACCUUGUACAUAUUGUAGAUAGACUCACGGCGUUGAUCGCCGAAUGUCUCACUAAGUCGUUCGUUUUAAGACUGUUAAAAGUAUUUUAUAAAAGUACCUAAUAUAAAUAAAAUGCAUUAUCUAUUAUUACCC
Hyposmocoma kahamanoa is the source of this 1764-nucleotide messenger RNA. RefSeq lists its product as uncharacterized. The record is from RefSeq and is a predicted model, not a curated record. The transcript is spliced from 3 exons. Bases 275 to 1522 code for a protein of 415 amino acids. NCBI's taxonomy places the organism in Eukaryota, Metazoa, Arthropoda, Insecta, Lepidoptera, Cosmopterigidae.